Epinephelus moara (kelp grouper) is the source of this 6577-nucleotide messenger RNA. It is a transcript of the gene lrrc75a, whose product is annotated as leucine rich repeat containing 75A. Bases 767 to 2146 code for a protein of 459 amino acids. NCBI's taxonomy places the organism in Eukaryota, Metazoa, Chordata, Actinopteri, Perciformes, Serranidae. The transcript is spliced from 5 exons. The record is from RefSeq and is a predicted model, not a curated record.
ACGAGCCGCGGGGCUGCAGCCUCCUCACAGACACCGCUGCGGCUGCUUCCUGCUCCAGAGCGGAGCGGAGGAAGGGAGGAUCAACCUUGGAGAAGGACGAAGCAGCCCGGGCUGGUCGGAUGGUUUCAGCCUGUGCAUGACUUCCAGCGGCGGAGGAAGGACAGACCGUCCGCGGUGAGCUUCACGAGACGUAAACAUUGCCAUGCCCUGCUUCAUGCACCACCUCCUCUGAUCGUCUCCUCCUCCUCCUCUGGGAUCUGUUUUGGAGGAUAACAGCAGAGGAGAGUGAGAAUAUAUCGCUGCUGUCGAAGGUAAACAUGUUGGGGAGGUGCUGAAGUUGUGUUUGGGAUAGGAGGCUGCAGCGGGCCACGCUCUGCUCCGGAGGGAGGCAUCCUGCAUCCUGACUGUGUCCGUGCUGUGCGGCCAUGCUGCAGGCAGCAUCCUCAGACCUGUUCCCGACCUGAGCUGCACUCUCUGGGAGCAAGUUUACAAAAGCAGAAAACUACACUUCAACUUCUUGAUGUUUUGGAGUGUUGUCUUGUUUCACUCUCUGCUCUGUGUCACUGGGUGAUGAUGAGUAUUGUUCCUGAGCAGUUUGGGAUCUUAUUGCUCUCACUGCUUCACACAUCAGCCCCAAACUGCAGAUGUGAUCAGCUGCAGACAUUUUGAUGAGCAAAGCAUUUCAGACAUUAAUCAGACGUGCCUCUGCAUGACCGCUCUGUGGGACCGGCCUUGUUCUUAUCAAAGUUCACGUUAACGCAGCACCAUGGGCGCCAAGCAGACCAAAGGCCAGGAGCCUGGAGGGGCCAGCCCUCACCACAGCUGGAAGCGAACGCCCACCAAGGAGCGAGGAGACAUCUUGGCCUCCCUCAUGCUGAAGUCAGGGGACCGACUAAGCCGUGGUGGGACGCCGCCGCCCUACCAGCGCCGCAUCGGUAUGAUCCAGGAGAUGAUGCUGAUGGCCAAGCAGGGGAAGCAAGACGAGGCCACGGAGAUGCUGAAGACACUCCGACAGGACCUCGGCAUGGAGUCAACAUCUCUGGAUGACGUGUUGUACCGCUACGCCAGCUUCAGAAACCUGGUUGACCCCAUCACGCAUGACCUGAUUAUCAGCCUGGCACGAUACGUCCACUGCCCCAAGACGGAGGGCGACUCUCUCGGGGCGAUGGAGAAGGUCUGUCGUCAGCUGACCUAUCAUCUCAGCCCCCACUCUCAGUGGAGGAGACAGGGCCUGCUCAAGAGGAAACCUCAGGCCUGUUUGAAGGCGGUGCUGUCGGCCCCUCUGUCCAGCGGAGCAUUGGAUCUGUCCGGUAUCCCUCUGGUGCCUCGGGACAUGGAGCGUCUGUGUGCUCACCUACAGCGCCACGCGUCCAUCGUGGUCAGCCUGGAGCUGGGCUUCACCGAGCUGACGGACGAGGCGUUCCUCCUGCUCCUGCCCACGCUGGCCGCGCUGCCACACCUGGAGACUCUGGCGCUGAACGGAAACAGGCUGACCAGAGCUGUUCUGAAGGAGCUGACGGACGCCCUGAAGGAUCCCGGCAGUUUCCCCAGCGUGACGUGGAUCGAUCUGGGCAACAACGUGGACAUCUUCUCCCUGCCGCAGCCCUUUCUGGUCAGCCUGAGGAAGCGCUGUCCCAAGCAGGGGAACCUCCCCACCAUCCUUGAGUUCGGAGAGAGUCAGGCCAGCGACCCCCCCGAGAGGCUGAGGGGGCUCGGGGAAGAGGAGGAGACGGACGACACCAACCGGACUGAGAGCAUGGGAGAGCUGCGGUCGGAGGUGGAGGAGGAGCUGGACGGAGAGAUGGAGAUAGAGGAGAUGAUGGAGGAGCUGCUGGACUUUGACAGGGAGGUGCAGGGGAAGGAGGAUGAGGACGAGAGCAUGUGGACAGUGGAGGAGCAGAGGAGGCGGGUGAGGAGAGGGGAGGAGAAGAGGGCGGAGAAGGAGGUGGAGAAGGAGGUGCAGAGGAAAGAGCAGCGACGGGCAAAGAAGGCGGUGAUAGCAGACGACGACGACGACACACACAGCCUCUCCUCCCACCUGUCAUGCUCCAGCCAGUCACAACACUCCUCCGGGGCCGUUGAGCCAAUGAGAGUGGAGGAGGAUGACUUAGACGAGGCGACGGACCAAUCGGACCACUUGACCUGAUUGCUGCUCCCUCCUCUGCUCAUGUUUCCCCUCCUGUGUCGAGUCCUGUGUGGAAGGAGGCAAGAGACGACUUUGUCUCCUGCAGAGGAGUGUGCUCAGAGUCAGACAGGCUGCAGCGCUGGAAGGAUGUAAUCCAUACGGACACUGGAUGCUCCGCCCACUGAUCUGAUUUGUGACCAGCCGCCGCGGCGUUUAGAUACUGGCAGAGUGACAGCUGAGCCCGGGCGAGUCCUGGUGACUUUAACACGAGAAGACAAUCCCCAACAGGACGCCUGUUUCAUCGUAACUGUCUGUUUUUAAAGUAGGAUGCUAAUGUAUAGAAUAGACGGAUUAAUCAUAUCACAUGAGGCUUUUAUGUAUAGAAUGUUAAUCUUUAUUCAGGUCCUUUCCUCCUGGUUACCCCGGUGACACCUACAUGUGCCUGUGACACGUCCCGUUACUGGUUAAGAGUGUGUGUCGAGAGAUAGAAGGAGACCAGAAGAUGUAUAAACAGACACACACACACACUAGACAGGGCCCUUAAACCCUUUUAAAAAUAUUUUUGCCAAAAAGUAGAAGUGGAAAUGUAUAAAAUGUUUCCCUCCCACGUACGUCAACUUUUAGCCAGAUGGACGGGAAGAUAGGCGGGAAUCAAAAAGUCAGGCCAACUGCCUCGUGGAAAUCAGUCGCUUCUUUAGAAAUGAACAGAUGCACGGCGCUUUAGUGGAGGAGAAGUCCACUGAAGAUGAGAUUAGUCAGCUGAAACCAAAAGACACAAACAACUGGUAAAGAGAAGGACGCAGUAAAGGCCUGGUGAUUGUGAGGAGAGCAGGAGAAAUGUUUGGAAGGACAAGGGCUCGCUGUGGCGCCUGUGUACAGAGGAUAGAUCUGCUAACCUUAUUGCCAUGUGUCCCAAAGCAAAGUGCUGGGGUAUCAAGUUGAAAUAUUUAGUAGCCUUUUUCCUCAUAAUCCAGGUCAUGUUUCACUCCGCAGUGCUGUACACUAGUGUGUGUGCCACAUGCUUACGGUGCUGUGUUUAUAUAUAGGCCGCAGCCAUGAUCGCACUCACGUCCGCUGGGUUACAACAAACUAUAUCCUUAUGCAGUAUGUAGCUCUCACCCGGCCUGCGCUUUCCAUUCAUGUGUCACUUGUAGUCCACGCAAAGCUUUAACAUGACAAACUGUACAUGUGGGUGCACAGUAUAUACAGUAUAUAUGGUUGUUCUCUGUGCAGGAGCAGAUUGUUUAGACUGUAGAUGAGCUACUUAAAGAGGAAUACCACUAAAUUUAAGAAUUUAUAUAUGUUAUUUUUGUGGUCUGGGAUAGUUGAAGCUAUAUUUGUGUACAGUGGAGUGGAGAGGUGUUAUAAAAAUGUAAAUCAAGAGACUAUUAAGGUGCCUGGUGAGACCGUCCUGAUGGUGUGAGCUCAACAUCCUGUUUCGCUCUCUGUAUCAGUCUGGACUCCUCGCCGCCCUAAACACUUGCCAGACACUAAAGUCCCACCAGGGCCAAUCAGGGACUUUGUAGUUGAUGACGUACAAUGCAGGCCACAGCUUCAGAACAGUAAUGGCGGGUCCCAAAGCAACAAACGCUAACUCUAAGGCUGCUCUCAGACCUAGAGUCGUCUCCUUUGGUCUGAAUCAGGGACUCAUUCCAACUCUUACGUUAGUAAACACAGCAAUAAGUGAAGCUAUUGCAGAAAUAGAGUCAACAACAACAAUUACACAAGAACAAGAGCAUGCGCUAGUGGAGUUUCUCAAAGGAAAAGACAUUCUCCACAUUCCUCCGACACCUUAAUGAAUUAAAUUCAACAGAAAAAUCCUCAACAAAGCAUUUGAAUGGCGUGAGAGCUAUGAGACGAAAUCUGUGUUUCUGUCAAAGGAGUCUGGUGACUGUGGACGGGGGCAGCAGCAAAACAUAAUUUAGCCGCAUUAAAAUAUCAGCACCUAAAACACAAUCAUCAGUUUAAGUGUACAAUAUGUUUAGAAUACUUUCACAGCUUCACCUCGCUGUCAGACAGCUCUCUAUAACGAGAAACUGACGCCACAACGUUAUGCUCUCCUCAAAGCCACCGGACUCCAUUGAUACAAACAAUCAUCACAUAAUCAGAACACAGGGAGUCUGUGGUCUUCUGCUGCCCCUCAGUCGGGCAGUUAGUUUGUGUUCUGCUGUUACUUUAAGAACGGACCUAACCUGUCCAGACUGGGAGCGUAAGAUCAAUAACACACAACCUUCAAUGACGCCUCAGUCACGAAGGAUGCUCAGUGGCGUCCUCCCCGCUGCUCGCCCUGCGCCUGCCCCAGGCCCAGCUGGUGCCUGCACAGUGCUGCUGUGCAACAGAGGGGAAGAGACUUAGCAGAGGAGCUGUAGACUGUGAUUAUUCUGUGCAGCAUGCAUGGGAAUAAAAUACAGUAUAUCUGAAUACAUUUCUUGCUUUUAACCUGAUGGUGUUAGAAAGAUGCAAAAUUUGUCAUAAGUCACGUUUUAGAAUUAAAACAAAUCUAGCCAGGAAGUCACCAAGUUGGGGACACCGUUCCCCAGGACAAACCCAGUGUUCAUAGUCGUUUCACCACUGACUGACUGAAGGAGUUUGUCUGUCAAGGCGAGUUUUCCCGUGUUUGGGGUGGUUCAAACUGAUACAGAGAGCGAAACAGACUUUUGAGUUCACAUCAUCAGGAUGGUCUUAUGAGGCUAAAUAUUAACUUGUGUAGAGGAAAGCCUGUAAAAAAAAUGAAUACAUGCAUUUAUACUUUUCCCCAGGCACCAAUACAUUCACCUUUGGAGCUGUUAACUUGCAUAAAAACUUAAGGCCUUUAAUGCAGAUGCUUACAGUUGCAACACAUAAUCAGACUAAGAGCUCAUAUGGAUCAUAUGGGCAUGUUUGCCCAUGCACCUGUCACAUAGACUUUCUGGUGUGCAAGAACUUCUUUGAAAUUGCAAGCCAGUGUAAAGGUUCAGAUCUCUUCAAGAAACGUGCAACACUAAGUUGCUGGAGUACCUGAAUAUGGUAGUUGUUGGUUAUGUAAUGCAGGAUCUCACCAACAGACACUGGAUUGGAGCUUUGUUUUCAUUUCAUGAUGUCUGUCUGCUCGCAGGAUAUAUUACCUCAGACGGGAUUUACAUUGGGCUUUGUUUAAAGGUCAGUGUGUGAACAUGGCAGGAAUCCAACAUGAAGUACAAUAUCUUGACAGCUGUGUAUCAUCGGUGGAGGUGUAUACACUGCACUAAACAACAGCUCACACACAAAGCUAUUUUAUGUUCGAUGGAUUUAAUUAAACUGGGAGUUCAGCAAUUUAGUGUUUGCAAUUUUUAAAACUCAAUUAAGCAUCCCCGAUUUAAUAAUAUGUUUGUGCAUGUCAAUAUAAUGAUCAUAAUAUUCAUUGUUGCCCAGGAAACUGCUACAAGUCUACGUAAAGGUGCAGUCAGCGUUUUUAAUCCAGUAGACCCUUUUAGGGCCAAUGUCAUGACGGCAUCAGUUUGUUAGCUGGAGGUGCAGCUGCCUCUCCCCCACAGGGCUGUAGGCUACAUAGGAGUCUUAAAAUGUGUUUGUCUUGUUGUGUUAUUGGAGCCAGAAUAGAAGGAGUCAUGGCUCCAAAGUAUUUCCUGUUGUAGGGAUGAAUAAGGUUAUGUGUAUUAAGGGUUAUCAUGUCCACCUCAUCAGAAACUGGGGAGGGAUUAAGAGGAAUAUUGGAUUUCUCUGGAACGCUAACUUUUUAGCACAUUAGCUAACGUUAGCUUCCAUAGCAAAACAAACAAGUGUGGUCCUCCUUUGUAAGAUUGGCUUCCUGUGACAUCAUCCAUCCACUGAGUGAGAGCAUACGGGUCGGCCAGUCUGGUCCCGUUGGUCAGUGUUUACUUAUUCAAGUAACACUGGCGGUCCCGGAGAGUGAGUGACCUGACAUGGUGCGUUGGUAAAUUCAGUCUGACGCUCUACACUAAAAUGAGAGCCCUGUUGGUGGAAGAAACGGAGCGUUAUAUUUCUACAUGAAUGAACCAACGGUUAAGUUAAUCACACAUUCACUCCGCUCGGCGCUCUGCUGCUCCGUCUCCACAGACAGAGUGCCCAGAGUGCGCUCUGCCACUCUGAGAGUGCGCUGCUCUGGAUAACCCAACGCUACAUUCAGACAGUGCUCUGAAUUUGUGUCAGACUGCGCUCCGACACUCAGAAUGAGUAUUCCUGAAUGCACCACUCACAUCAUCUUCCUCCAUUGUCUAAAUCAAGCCAACAGAACUUGCUAGCUAGCACUAGCUAAUGUCUGUGGAGAAUUGUCUUGCCUCCAGCUAAGCCCCGCCCACCAAAAAACAUCAUGCUGUUUACAAACAGUUAAAGGGUCCAUAUCAGCAAUCACUGUCCUGAAUCGCUGACUCCACCUUUAAAGCCACAGUGUGUUGUAACCUACCCUGUAUCGUUUAUCAGUGAGCGGGGGGUGUCCGUUGCACAUUUAUAAACAUU